This is a messenger RNA of Neoarthrinium moseri, 1704 nucleotides long. RefSeq lists its product as uncharacterized. NCBI's taxonomy places the organism in Eukaryota, Fungi, Ascomycota, Sordariomycetes, Amphisphaeriales, Apiosporaceae. Bases 1 to 1704 code for a protein of 567 amino acids. The transcript has 5 exons. The record is from RefSeq and is a predicted model, not a curated record.
AUGAUCGAGAAAGUUCAAGCGAAACUGGCGAAGAAGGGCUCGGGUUUCUCGGCCAGUGGAUGCUUAGAUGUUCGACAAUGCCACUGGAAGGACGUCUUGCAAGAAGUAAACGAGACUGCAAGGCGAUGGUCAAGCGCGCCAAAUCGAGCAUCUCAAACGAUGCUUUAUAUUGAUAAACUUGGUAGAAACUCUGCUGUCUUUGAAAGUUGGCUGCAGCUUCUCCCGGCCGGGGAUUACGGGUCAAGCCUACGUGCUUUUAGUAUAUGCGGCGUUUUCAAGAUUGCGAUUGGGGCGGCAGGUCAAUAUGUCAAAGUUGAGGAAGCUAUUUUUGGCGCACUCGCAGAGAUUCCAGAGAUCAUCCAGGGCGCUCAAACUUACGUCAAAGUAUAUUCAGACCGUCGACCUCAAGCAUUGGAGAAGAAGACUUUCGAUUUGUUUCUUGCGAUUCUAAGGUCUCUUACACACAUCAUGCAGUUCUUUGCAGAAGGAUCAAUUAGAAAAUCAUUUGAGUCCGUAUUCAAACAGGCAGAGUACAAGUCUGCGUUACUCAAAAGCAUAGACGAGAUUAGAAAACAAGCAUCUCGGAUCAAAGACGAAGCACAGCAAUGUCUGGCAUGGGCAGUGAAGGAGCAAAGUUUGGUCGUGAAAUCAAUGGAUACCAAGAUGAAUAGAAUCGAAUCAGUGGACAACAAAAUCGAUAGAAUUCUAGGCUCACUCCAGAGAUUACUAGAGCAGCGGAUGCCUAUUCCAAUCACACAAAACGCGAACCAAGAACCCGUUAUUGAACAACUAGAAAUGCUGAAAAGGCUUCACCCCCAACUACAACAAAGCACAUCUAAACAGAUUCCGUGCUUGGGAUCGAUUUCAAAAUCGAUCGAAGCAAAAUCUUACCAGGAACAAGAGAAGACAUCGACAGAGACCGCAUUGAAGUUGCUCAAGAUCAUUGAAUAUGACCCUGGAGCUAUCCAAAAGGACAUCGAGAGUUGCGUUCAGCUCGAAUUGCGACUUGAUGAGCAACAAAAAUCCCUAGCGGCCGCAAUGGUGCGGCAUAGCGGAUACAGGGCUCAUAUGGCUGAAUCAAGGUGUUCCACGGCGCUACUAGUCAAUGGUCGAGCUGACUUAGCAUCUGCAGACAGCCUUUCCCCGUUGACGCUGGUGGCGGGCACGUUAGCACAAGCUUCCAGAGAUGAAGAUUCAGUUUUCGUCCUCUGCUACUUCUGCAAUAACCACAGACCAGAUUUCAUGCCGUCCAUCGCUGCAUCGUCAAUUGGACUUUUAUCCAGUCUUGUCGGACAGCUCAUCCAGCAAAUGCUGAGCAGGGGCAUGGCUAUAGAUCUAUCAUCUCUAGAGCCUCAUGAGUGGAAGAAAAUCCAGGGUCUGGAGCUUGAUGUCUUAUGGAAGGCCUUUCGGAAGCUCACAUCGCAGCUACCUAGCGGCAGUGUCUUGAUUUGCAUUAUUGAUGAAAUUAGUCGAUUCGAGACGGCAAGCCUUUCCGAGGACACGGAUCGGCUGGCCAGACGGCUUACUAGGCUUGUUCGAAACAGUGACAGCAUUGUCUUCAAGUUGCUAUUCACAUGUCAUGGUCGAGCAUUGGGGGUAUCCCAAUACUUCACGGCCCAUACGAUUGAUCUGAGAGAGGAUACUGAGCCAGAUGACUCAUCAGGCUGGUGGAUCAAAAUGGGGACUUCCAAUACACUUGGGUGA